UCCAUUCAACAACUCAGUGAGGCUUUGGCCGUGAUACGUUGAGGUAGUGUAUUUCAUCUCUAUCUAAAUACAUCUCUCUAUCUCUCACUCCCACAAAUGAGAAAUAUCUCUUUAUCAACACUCAGGAAUGAUGUUUGUCCCCCAGAGAAAGAAUAGUGGUGAUCAAGAACAGUGUAGUGAAGAUAUACAAUAAUUCUCACUCGUCUGCUGUACCGGGUUGGGAGAGGCAGUAAGAGGUGUGUGAGAGGUAAGGAAGAGGUGAGGAGAGUAAAGGGGACAGGAUGCCUAGACGGUGAUAACCAAGAAAUGCCUGGCUGGCGACGCCGACCAAGAACUGCACACCGACUCCUCGUCUUAGUAUUGGCGUUGGGAGCGGUGGUAAUAGUCGUGAAUCUAGUAGCUGGUGAUAGAAAUGCCGCUGGUACUGAUCACGGCCACCAUGAUUUCUUGGAAGGUAACGAAGAUUGGCCCCCUGGGUACGUGCAAUCCCAAGAUCUCCUUCACCCACCCUCCAAGAUGACCCGCGAUUUGGCGGGCCCUGGUGUGGUAGUGAGAGAGGUGGACGAGGAGAGUUUAUUUGACCGUAUCCUGCCUGGUGGGGGGUCACCGAGAACACUCAUCACCCUGGACAUGACCCACCCAGCUUCUCCCUCUCUCUUCUGCAUUAAAACCAGGAACGAACCGCAGUAUUCCAUCUGCCCGCACAAUACACCUGAUGACAGAUACAUCUCUGAACAACUGCUACGAGAAGGAACUUGGGAGACACAGAUUGUCAGUCUCUUUACAACCGCUCUUACUUAUUACCCAUCCAGUACCGUUAUAGACUUAGGUGCUCAUGUGGGCGUGUAUAGUCUAUUGGGGGCGCGAAUGGGCGUACGGGCGGUGGCUGUUGAACCCGUGUGGUCAUCCGCGGUCAGGUUACACGCCGGGGCCGCAGCUGGGGGCGUGGCAAAUAAGGUCACCAUCCUGCUUCACGCUAUUGCUGACUCCCGCUUCCAGGCUAAGCUACGGUACAAAACUGGCAACCUAGGUGGAACAGUGGUAGUCAAGGCGGACUCCGAAGAGGCAGAGGUCAUCCACAAGACACGUCCCCAUGACCUGGUGACCUCUGUGACCCUUGAUCACCUCAAGGUCUUUGUGAAUACUUCCGUUGUCCUACUGAAGAUUGAUGUAGAGGGGUGGGAGUGUGGGGCAGUGAUGGGAGGUAGGUCCUUCCUCACCUCACACUUCGCUCCCUACGUCUUCAUGGAGUGGUCAGUGGUCGCCAACAACCGCCACAAGUACCACUCUCCGUGCCGCCUACACGCCCUCCAGAGUAUGGUACGCUGGCUCGCCUCCCGCGGCUACCACGCCCACAUCACCAAGUCCGGAGCUCCUCUCAGUCCGACCAAGGUGGAUGCCUGGCACGCUGGCGACAUCUACUGGAGACAUAACACAGCACCCAGGCUUCAUCAAGAGGUGUAAUGAGGACUGCCCAGGAAGAUCGGACAAAUCGCCAACUGCACUGGCUAAGAGGGCAGCUAUUGUGUUAAUCAGCAUUAAACUCCUUAACCCCCUCCCCCAAAUCACUUAUUUCCCAGGACUGAAUACAACACCAGGAAGACACAGUUGGAUCAUGUGAAUAAUUAUGCAAACCAGCUUAUAUGACCCUCAAACUAACCUAAUGUAAUCUAAUCCAAUAUAAUGACCUUAAUCUAAACUAGUGCUAACCUAAUCUUAUAUAACCUUACUUAUUUAAACUAAUUGCCAGAUAGUAUUAUAUAUGUAUUUUUAAAUAAAGUGAAAUAAGCUGGGGUGUCUAAUCUUCACAUGAUCCAAACACUACAGUAUUACCAAUGCGAACUUCAGUAUUUACAAAUGUAUUUUUGGGCAUUCAGCGCCGCCAGUAACUACUUAAUUACAUUUUCAUAUAUUAAAAUAUGUAAAUAAAAGAGAACGCCUGAAGAAUA
Homarus americanus (American lobster) is the source of this 1949-nucleotide messenger RNA. RefSeq lists its product as uncharacterized. The record is from RefSeq and is a predicted model, not a curated record. The transcript has 8 exons. NCBI's taxonomy places the organism in Eukaryota, Metazoa, Arthropoda, Malacostraca, Decapoda, Nephropidae. The coding region runs from base 307 to 1464 and encodes 385 amino acids.